Molecule: messenger RNA, 967 nt
Organism: Periconia digitata
Lineage: Eukaryota; Fungi; Ascomycota; Dothideomycetes; Pleosporales; Periconiaceae
Source: the annotation of a GenBank genome assembly
CUUGAUCACCAGUUUCAUGUCUUUCCUUCCUAGAAUCAUGGGCCGUUGCAUCCGCCCAGGCGCAUUCAAUACACCACGACCUUUUGGCAGUCUUCGAUGCUCUCCUCUGACUGCAGCUGCUAAACCCACGCCCAUCAACUUCUUCAAGUCUUCGCUGCAACCUCGUCAAGACCAGGAUAGUUACCGCUCUUACUCUUUUGACCAUCGACGGCGACGAUCUAGGGUUGUACAGGAGGUCCCUAAGGAUAAUGUAUGGACGGUCGUCCCGGAGACACCUGAGGAAGCCCGUAGCCGGAGAGGACCUACCAUCAAUUCAUAUAUCCUCUAUGGCAUCAUUGGAGCCAACUGCGCCGUCUUCCUCUAUGCACAGUACGCCAAACAGCAAGUUCGCUUGGGUUUUCCCGAAAACUUUCACAAUUUUUAUCAAAACUUCACCUUGAACUACGAAGAUGUAGUCAGACAAGGGAAAUAUUGGACCAUGGUCACGAGCGUCUUCUCUCAUACCGAGUUAAUGCAUUUACUUGGAAACAUGAUCUCGACCUUUUAUAUAGGCAAGCUAGUGGCCGACACCCGAGGCGUUACGCCUCUCAGCUUCGUGGUCCUCAUCAUGGGAUCCGGAAUCGCGGGCUCGCUAUUCUAUCUAGCGUUUCGGCGCCAGAAGAUUCAGGAGCAGACGAAGCGGACUGGUUUCCCCCCACUUGAUAUGCAGCGUGGUCUGGGCUUUUCGGGCGCGGUUAUGGGCGUGGGAUCUGCUGCCGCUUUCAUGUAUCCCAGGGUGACGUUGUCUCUCUAUGGGAUUAUCCCGGUGCCACUGUGGGCUUUGAUGGCGGGCUAUGCUAUCUUUGAUGGGUAUUACUUAAACAGCAGCACUUCCCGUGUUGCUCACUCUGGCCAUUUGGGAGGGUUGUUCUUCGGUGGGAUAUACUACUUUGCUAAACUGAGAGGACUCCCUGUUCGACCGUGGUGA